Molecule: messenger RNA, 1335 nt
Organism: Lodderomyces jiufengensis
Lineage: Eukaryota; Fungi; Ascomycota; Pichiomycetes; Serinales; Debaryomycetaceae
Gene: PEX12
Product: ubiquitin-protein ligase peroxin 12
Exons: 1
Coding region: 1-1335 (444 amino acids)
Biological process (GO): protein monoubiquitination; protein import into peroxisome matrix
Cellular component (GO): peroxisomal membrane; peroxisomal importomer complex
Molecular function (GO): ubiquitin-protein transferase activity; protein binding; zinc ion binding
Source: RefSeq, a predicted model, not a curated record
AUGGAGUAUUAUUCAUCAUUAGAUGCUUCACAAUUAGAUUCAGAAAGACCAACCUUAUUUGAAUUAAUAUCUGCAAAUCAAUUAGAAGCUUUAUUAUCACCAUCAUUAAGAUAUAUUCUAGUUCAUUAUGCAAGUAAAUAUCCGAGGUACCUUUUAAAACUAAACAACAAUUUUGAUGAAUUGAACUUAGUGCUAAGAAGUUUUAUUGAAUGGUACUUUUUAAAGUACUGGCAAGGAUCAUUCACUGAAAAUUUUUAUGGUUUGAAAAGGGUAAAUCAAACACCUUUAUCCCAAGGUGAUUUCAAUAGUGGGAAAUUAACACAAUUAGUACCAUCAAUGAUUGAAGAUAGAAGAGAAUUAACAAGUUUACAAAAAUUUAUAUCAUUGUUUGAGAUUACGGGUGUAGCAUUUUUAUCUGAAAAGAUGAAUUAUUGUUAUGAAGUUUGGUAUACAAAAUACAUCACUAACCAGCUAAACACCCAUGAAUCAUUAUCAAGGAAAGAAAACAUUAAAAUUCAAAUUAAAAGAAAAUUUAUUGAAAUAUAUCCUUAUGUUCAAAGUGGGUAUAGACUAGCAAAUUUUAUAACUACCUUACUAUACCUUAGUGGAUCUACAAAAUCACCAACAAUUUUGACAUACCUUUUCAAAAUGAAUUACUCAAGACUAAAUCAAUAUGAUUAUGAUAAAAAUGAACCAAAAGAUAAACUCAAAGAUUUCAAAAAGCCAAAUAAAAUCGCACCACCAACAACCAUUGAAUUUCUUUUAAAUUUCCUUAGCAAUAAAAUUACUCAUCCAUCAUGGAAACUAAUAAAAUUAAUAUUAGGUACUUUUUUCCCAGUUGCAAUAUUCACAUUAAAAUUUCUUGAAUGGUGGAAUAAUUCAAAUUUUUCAUCUAAGCUUUUAAAAAGUUCAGGUAAUUCACUUGAUUUUACUUUACCACCACCAUCAGCAUUAACAUUAUCAUUGAAAAAUUUAGGAAAAUCUAAAAAAUCCAUAAAGAAACCAUAUAAAUCUGGUAAAUUAUGUCCAUUAUGUAAAAAAGAAAUGACAAAUCCAGCAAUUAUUGAAACAGGUUAUGUUUUUGAUUAUUCUUGUAUAUAUAAUUACUUGGAAAAAUCUCACAUCAUAGUAUCUAAAAACAUAGAAGAAGUUGAAGAGAAGAAUGAAUAUUCAGAUGAUGAAGAAGAAGAAACUGAAAAAAUCACAGCUACAACAACAAUAGAUAUAAAUAAAGGUGGUAGAUGUCCAAUAACAGGUAGGAAAUUAUUAGGUUGUAAAUGGAAUCCAUUAACUGAACAAUGGCAAAUUGAAGGUAUUAGAAGAUUAAUAUUCUAA